This is a messenger RNA of Fusarium subglutinans, 2364 nucleotides long. RefSeq lists its product as uncharacterized. Lineage: Eukaryota; Fungi; Ascomycota; Sordariomycetes; Hypocreales; Nectriaceae. Gene Ontology annotation, biological process: regulation of DNA-templated transcription. Gene Ontology annotation, molecular function: DNA binding. Bases 1 to 2364 code for a protein of 787 amino acids. The transcript is spliced from 6 exons. The record is from RefSeq and is a predicted model, not a curated record.
AUGCGCGUCGAUAACGUUGAUAUGGGCGAUACUAACGAUACGGAGCACUGUGCCCCUCCUGAUGCAACCUCCAGUGGGGAGCCGUUUUUGGACUUUGACGCAUUGGCCUUUGAUCCUGGUACACUUGAGUCCAACGCAUAUGAAUCUGCUUUUGAGAAUGGAUUGGGGGGAAAUGAGCUCGAGUUCAAUUUUGACGAUUUAUUGUCUGCGGAUAUGACCCAACUGCCUCUCACGGCAGAUGGCACCGAUUUUACACAGGCUCCUCGGCUUCAAGACGAUACCAGCUUGCAACAUGACGGUCUACAACGCCCAGGGACUGAUCAACUCGCACUCAACUUCGGGGACCUCAUGAGGAAUGUUUCUGAAUCCCCAUCUUCAACUCGAUCACCAAGCAUCCUAACUCCGCCAAUACCCUCUCCCCUUCCACCAAAGAUCGGGCAUCGCUUCACCCUCGAUGCCAUCCGCUCAUUGAAGGACUGGUUCGCUCGAAACAUCGACAACCCCUAUCCAAAUGAAGAAGAAAAGAAUAUGCUGGAGCUCCAGACCGGCUUGACAAGAACUCAGAUCACAAAUUGGCUAGCGAAUGCUCGAAGACGUAGAACUACUACCGACAGCGGAACUCAGACUGCUUCGGGAAAGUCUGGCAAGACUCCUUCCGAGUAUACACCAACACGAGCUGGUACACCAAUACCAAGAAGACGAUCUGAGAAAGGGAUGCAUCCUUUACAGAGAUGGGUUGAUUCACCACCUGAGAACGAACCGGCGGCGGUGUCUGCUAUUGCCCGUGCGAUGGCUUCAGGCCAAUUAGUCACAUCCAAACAGGAAGUCGAAGUCGAAGAGGAACAUUCUCAAGUGAUGAAAGAAUACCCCGAAGACGUGGCCAUAGAUCAAACGCCAGCAGUCUUGGCACUUCAAGAAGCGCAUCAACAGAUUCACGUUCCUCACGCGGCUCCAUCAGCGGUACCUCAUCACACAGCCGCGGCAGUCGAAAAUACGAUUGGCAACGCCAUGAAAAUUCAUUACAUCUGUCUUUGGAACGAUGGGAGUGUUCCCCUGACGGCCCAACAGCCACGGAUCCAGAUACCGGCCAAGUCAUUUGUCUAUUCUGCGAUGGGGUGUACGAUGAAUAACUGGGUUGGAGACUGGGGAUUGGAAGACGAUAUAUUGAAGACUAUAGAGAAGGCUUUACCACCAUACUUGGUCGAAUUGGAACGUGGAACUCCGUUCCCCUUCGCAGCGAGUGGUAAACCACCUGAUUCUCCCCGAAGUGCAUACGAACUCAUCACGCUGGAGUUGGCAUAUUUUAUUUCGAAUCACACCGACAAUAUUGGAAGUCUGCCAAGCCACGAAAGCCUACAAUUGGAGGCAUGCCGAAUCAUGUUUGCCUCUGAAGUGACAUUUCCUGAAGCGAACCUGGACUCUCACGGGAGCCCAUCGUGGUUCAGAGACUUGCUUCUGUCCUCUGACGAGAUUGCUCAGCAAGCUCGCUUCGCACCGAUUCGAUCGAGUACAGAGAGCAGACUUUCUGUAUUGAGGGUCAAGGGCAAGAACUCUUUGUUUGAGGACUGUCCGCUGGAGUCACGACUGCAAGCGUUCAUGCGCGAUCGCCGAAUGAGGGAACUGUCUGAGGUGUCUGAUGGAGAACUACAAAAAGAGGCGGGUCGCAUCGUCAUGCAGAUGGAAAGCGAGCUUCAAACAAAGCCACAAUUUGUAGCUAACUGGUUGACCGGUUUUCUUUAUCACUCAACGACCUGGAUAAGCGACUUUCGGCGGCGUGCAGACCUGAUGUCAGCCGAUGACAGCUGGAAACUCCCAUCGCCAGGUGAUCUUGCAUGGUCUACUGAGCCGACAAGUGUCCAGGCACAGCAUGAUCUAUCUUUGGUGAACGACUCGUCUCUCUUUGGCGGAAAUGACUGGUCUUUUGGAGAGCAACCUGGGCUGUCGGGCGCAAGCAUAAUCUGGCAAACGAACGAACCGGACAAGAACGCUCAGCAACCUACGUUGGACUCAUCACUCGAUGAUUUUACAUGGCUUUGGUCGGACGACAAAUCACCACCUAAGAUACCACAGACGACCCCGAGUCCUGGAGCCGAAGGGGAGUCAGGCCUCCGACCGACGUGGCUUGGUCCGGGUAUCUAUGUCUUGAAUGAUCCGAACCAUCUCCCAUGGUUUGCGCGCGAGAUGAAGAGAUGGGUGAAAGCUGCCAUGUCACCCAAUAACCCGAUCUGCCAUGUUCCUUCGGAUGAGGAGCUUAGGCAUCAAGCUCGAUGUCUGCUUUAUAAUGAUGACGAUCCUUGGAACCAAACACCUGCGGACCAUGCGCAAUGGUUGGAGAUGUUCAAGAAGGAAGUAGGAAUUAUUUGA